This is a messenger RNA of Geodia barretti, 557 nucleotides long. The record is from the annotation of a GenBank genome assembly. Lineage: Eukaryota; Metazoa; Porifera; Demospongiae; Tetractinellida; Geodiidae.
GCAGAAAUGGCAAAAAGAGCUAGGCUAACAAGCUGGGAGAAUUAUGAAGAGGAGCGGGGGGGAACAUGGCACCAUCAGAGAGCCCGUCAUGCCCGGCAGUGAUGAUGAAUUCAGCUGAAGACAAUCAUGAGAGAGCGUGUGCAUGGAGGGAGAUAACAUGGGAACGGAUGAUGACACAAAUGGUGUGGAUACACAGAAAUUGCCGCCUCCUCUUCCUAGAGACGGAGGGAUUGCUCACGUUCCAGCCGUCGAGGAGCACUGGACGAGACCUCUCAAUUCGUUGACAACUCCACCCUUGACCCACGUGGUAGUCCAGGGUAUGAUCGUCCUGACACACGUCACUAAACGGUUUGCAGACCUGAAGAGAGUUGAGUGAAUGAUCAAGUUUUCAGUACAUGUAUCAAACGUGGGAUAAAGUGUGAAUGGUUAUUUCAUACGACUUGAGGUGUACACAGGGAAGCUGGGUGACAGGGCUAGGGUCAAUCGUUGACGGCUGACUUCAAGGGCAAACACCACAUGGUUUUUUCGACAACUUCUGGAGGUAAACACAAACACAC